AACCGGCAACCUGUAGUGUGAUUACGCCUUUAGGCUGGUUUUAUUUAAUCGUUGUGCAAUAACUUGUGUUUGCUGAACGCAAUCUGAGUCAUUAUUAAGAGUGCGUUCGAAAAUAACACCCGAGUGCACCCGGGUAUCAUUUUAUCCUUGUUUAACAUUCGACGAAAAACGCACCCCUAAAUGUGAUGCGUGUCUUCUUCAUUUGCUAGUUAGCUGUAUCAAGGAAUGAUCAAUCUGAUUUGAUCGAGACGAAUCGAGAAUCAUUUACUAACGAUGAAUAUCCUACCGAAGAAAAGAUGGCACGUCCGAACAAAGGAGAAUAUUGCACGCGUACGUCGAGAUGAAGCGAAAGCUGCAGAAGAAGAAAAGGUUAAGCAAGCACGUUUGCAGAAAGCGACAACCGAAGCAAGACUAGAUUUGCUAAGACAUCGAGCAAAAUUUAAUCACAAGGAUCACACAGAUAUUUCUGAUACUACUAAUGAGAAGUUGGAACAUGUUAAUUUCUUUGAGGACCUUGAAUGUGGAAAAAUUGAUUAUAAUAGACCUAAUCUGGAACAUGAGAGAGAAAAGAAGGAAGAAAAAGAAAAAUAUGAGAAACAAAUUGGAUAUUUGACAUAUCUAGGACAAAACACAAACGAGGCAACUGGAAAGAAAAACUGGUAUGAGGAAUUACCAAUGAGGAUAAUAGAUACAGAAAAAGAUGUAGAAAUAGAUGCACUCAAGAAAGCUAGCGACGAUCCAUUAAUUGUCAUGAAGAAAUACGUAGAUAAUAUGCCACAUAAACAACUUCAUUCACAAGUGAAAGCAGAAAUGAAACCAAUGAGGACUACUAACUAUAUAUAUGUAGAUGAAUCCACAGACCUAUUUGAACAAGUCGUUAAUAAGCGUUUCGAGAAAUUUCAUGAACAUGAAGAUGAACAUAAACAUACACAUAAACAUAAACAUAAACAUUCGAAGAAGAAAAGAUAUGAAAUUACAAGUAGUACAGAUUUAAAAAAAGUAAAAGAAAGGAAAUUCUAUCUUGAAGAAUAUGAAAGACAAGAAACGCUAAAAAUCUUGUCCAAAAGGAAAGGACCAAUGCCUGUCAUAUCACCAAAGACUUCCAUUGAACAUCAAACUAAUAUAAAUAUAGAAAGAUUAAGAACAGAGAGAUUGCUUAGGGAACAAAGUGAACAGUUAAGAACGCAAGCAUUGAUAGCCAAAAUGAAAGGCGGACCAAUGCCCAUUAUACCAUCAGAGACUUCUGAACCUGCUAUAAAACCUGCUAUAAAACAGAAAUAUAAUUCUCAAUUCUUUCCUGAACUUGCUAGACAAAAUGCAGAAAGGACACCUAAAUAUUCUAGACAUAAUGUAACAAGUUUUUAAAUUGCAUUGCUUGUACCUUCUGAAAAAUUAUUUGAUUAUAAUUACAUUAUC
Molecule: messenger RNA, 1416 nt
Organism: Pogonomyrmex barbatus (red harvester ant)
Lineage: Eukaryota; Metazoa; Arthropoda; Insecta; Hymenoptera; Formicidae
Source: RefSeq, a predicted model, not a curated record